Lampris incognitus (smalleye Pacific opah) is the source of this 2662-nucleotide messenger RNA. RefSeq names its product cell division cycle 123 homolog (S. cerevisiae) (gene cdc123). The record is from RefSeq and is a predicted model, not a curated record. NCBI's taxonomy places the organism in Eukaryota, Metazoa, Chordata, Actinopteri, Lampriformes, Lampridae. Bases 17 to 1147 code for a protein of 376 amino acids. Gene Ontology annotation, cellular component: cytoplasm. The transcript has 13 exons.
AAAAAUAAAAUGUAUUAUGCGGAACGAAACCGUGGCAAAGCCUUUGACGGAGCGCAUUCGGCGACGGACACACUUCCGCUACAGGAAUCGCAGCAUGAAGAAGGAGCAAGUCGUCAACUGUCAGUUUUCGGUCUGGUAUCCGAUAUUCAAAAAGCAUACGAUUAAAAGUUUGAUUCUCCCACUGCCUCAGAAUGUGAUAGACUAUUUACUAGACGACGGAACAUUGGUAGUCUCUGGGAGUGACCACAACACACAGCGGACACACACAAACAGCAGCAACUCGGACGACGAGGAAGAUAUUCAGUGGUCAGAUGAUGAGACAACCACAACUGUCACAGCUCCAGAGUUCCCAGAGUUCACCUCCACGGUACUAGAGGCCAUAAACGCCUUGGGUGGUCGUGUCUUUCCCAAACUCAACUGGAGCGCUCCUCGGGAUGCUAACUGGAUUGCUCUGAACAGCUCCCUGCAGUGUCAGAGUCUUAGUGACAUAUUUCUGCUCUUCAAAAGCUCCGACUUCAUCACCCACGACCUCACGCAGCCAUUCCUUCAAUGCAGAGACCAUGACUCUCCUGAUCCACUCAUCAGCUAUGAGCUGGUCCUGAGGAAAUGGAGUGAGCUGAUUUCUGGUGGAGAGUUCCGCUGCUUCGUCAAAGAAAACAAACUUAUUGGUAUCUCCCAGAGGGACUACACCCAGUAUUACCAGCACAUUUCCAAACAGGAGGACCAGAUCUGUCUGUCCAUCCAGGAGUUCUUCACUCAACACAUCCAGUACAACUUUCUGGACGAAGACUUUGUGUUGGAUGUGUACAGAGAUAGCUGGGGUAAGGUGUGGCUGAUUGACCUGAACCCGUUUGGCGAGGUGACGGAUUCCCUGCUUUUCACGUGGGAGGAGCUUACCUCCGGGAACAGCCUCCCAGCCAGUCAGCAAGAAGGAGAGUUCGCCCAGCAACAGGAGGGCCCAGCAUUCCGUUACCCCACCAGCGAGGUGACAGUCCAGCCCAGUCCCUGUCUGAGCUACAGGGUGCCCAGAGACUUCGUUGACCUCUCCACCGGCGAAGACGCCUACAAGCUCAUCGACUUCCUCAAACUGAAAAAAGGGCAACAGGAGGACGAGGAGGAGGAGGAGGAAGAACAGGCCCGACAGUGACGCUCAUCAGCCUCAGUUAACCUCCCAGUCUCUCGGUCCGUGCUGCUACAGCGUGUCAUCGAUCACUCGUCUUGUCCAGUGGUUUAGGUCAAACUAGAGGACUACCCGUAAGCAUCAUUUGUAUACACACUUUAGUUUUACGGUGGGUAGUGAAUCACUUCUUCUUCAACAUAUAUUCUUUUUAGUUUCGUAUUCAUACUUGGGAAUUUUGAGAGGCGGAUCAGGGGUGUUUUAAACAGCUCGAACAUACCGGGGAUUAUUUAACGGGGGAGGCGUUUACCUAGUUUGUCAUGUAACCAGAUUUUUUAGCAUGUAUUCAUUUAUGUAAUCUAAUCGUCUUUGUCAGAGUCUGUCUUAACGCUGUUGUCUAGGUGGUCCGGGGAAGUGUGUGAUGGGAAAGGGGACUCCUCUGUAAUCUUGUGCUGUUAUUUGGUCUUCUCUUUCCACUGCGCUGUAUGUGUUGUGGGUGGAAAGCUCUCAUCUGAGGAGCGGGUCUUCUGCUGGAACCAGUGUAACCGUAAAGAACAGCCGCCUCGGUGCUUCUGUACAGUCCGAGCACGAGCAUUACUCAGUAAACCUCUUAGUUUCAGUUUCUCAGCCGGGAGGAACCCAAAUAGUUACAGCUGCAAGAAAAGGUUUGUGAACCCAUUUUGAAACGACUGGAUUUCUGCAUUAAAUACUCUUAAAAUGUUGUCUGAUCUCCAUCUGAGGCACAAUAAUGGACAAACACAAUCUGCUUAUAGUAGUGACAAACAGAUAACUGAACCUGCUCACAGAAAAUUGAAUCGGUUCAUCUGGACACGACGUUUACACAGCGUUCCAGAUGAACCAACUCAACUUUCUGGGAUUUCCUUACCUUAAUUAUUGAGCAGGCAUAAAAAGACAGUUGAACUUGUUCUCCUGAAUACUGACUGCACCAUUUAAACAGCCACAGUCUACUUUAAAAACGUCUGUGAACCUCUGGGCCGAUGACUCCUCCACAAUCUAGUUGGAGUCGGGGGUUCCAGUCCGUGAGAUGAGAUUGGAGGUGUGAGUUGUAGAGGUGCCUAUGAAACAGGCACACAACGUCCGGUGACUAACGAUGGCGAGAUGACGCUUCAUGAAGCGUUGGAAGGUUUCCAGCACAUCGGUUUGCGAGAGGGUUCCUACCCCGAAGGCUUCAUGUGCACACUAAGCCUUCUGCGGGUCAAAGAGGGGAAGUCAGGAAAAAGAAAUGAUAAUAGUAAUAAUCAUUACAUUCAUUUAGCGCUCUUCUAGACACCCAAAGCGCUUCACGUUGAAGGGGGUAACUCCCUACAACCACCACCAGUGUGUAGCACCCACCAUAUUACAGAUGAUGUCAAAAAUGUGACGUAUGUGGAAUAUUUGGCGCCCACUAGUGAAGGCCUGUGAAAGAAACUACUGUCAGCAGUGUGAAGUAAAGUAAUCCGUUUAUCUUGUGUAUUUUUUUUCUGGGAAGUACAUCAUGAUUGUAUAACGUAACUAUAAUAAAUUAAUUACCUUCUGAGUAAUGCA